AUGGCGCCUCUUCUGACCCUUCUCCUUUACCAUAAGGUCUCCGCUCAGAGGCUUUAUCUAGACAACAGACCCGGAAUGCCAAUAUUGUCAAGUUCCCCUCUCAUCCCACGAGACCACGAACAAAUCGGUCUCAGCGCAGUACUCUCACGGGAGAUCUUAACAGAUUUGAAACCAUAUCCGAAUCUAAAGGACUGUGUCUACGUCCGUCACUGGCACGAUAAAAAAAAUUCCCAGUGGUGCGUUUUGCUCCAAGACGUUAUUGUUCAGCGUGUCAUUGAAAGAUCAGAACAUCCGGUUCCAGACAGUCUCUUCGUGGAUUCCGCUGAGAACUCCACAACUGCAUCCGACUAA
Messenger RNA from Penicillium atrosanguineum, 351 nucleotides. RefSeq lists its product as uncharacterized. The record is from RefSeq and is a predicted model, not a curated record. Lineage: Eukaryota; Fungi; Ascomycota; Eurotiomycetes; Eurotiales; Aspergillaceae. The transcript has 2 exons. Bases 1 to 351 code for a protein of 116 amino acids.